This is a messenger RNA of Mytilus trossulus (common blue mussel), 1145 nucleotides long. RefSeq lists its product as uncharacterized. The transcript is spliced from 3 exons. Bases 126 to 1145 code for a protein of 339 amino acids. The record is from RefSeq and is a predicted model, not a curated record. Lineage: Eukaryota; Metazoa; Mollusca; Bivalvia; Mytilida; Mytilidae.
UCACUCAUUUUUGUCAUGAAAUCUUUUGGAACUCUUUUUUAAAACAAGGAGAGAGCCUCCCGUCAUUCCUUGAAAGCAAGAAACAUAAAAUUUUUCAUUUAUUUAAUGGAAGUGAAAGAUGCUGUAUGUGUUCUAAUUCUGGGUGCCCAGACGUUACAGAGGAAACAUUUUACAACUGUGAAUGGCUUUAUUUAUUUAACACGCCUACAGGUAACUGUUGCACAAAGAACGAACCGACACACAUUUGCUCUUACUCUGCUACUGUUACACUUAAUACGACAAAUCUUGAAAAAGAAUACGCUACUGCUCUCCUAAAACAAUUUUGUCCAGCAAGAAGGGCUGUAGAUGCUUUAGUAAAAUGGCGAAAUAAGUAUGGCCAUCCUGAAGAAAUAUUUCUACCAGAUGCACAAUAUCGAAUUGAGAAAAGCAGCAUUGAUAACGAGAUCAUGAUAUUAGCUUCUUUUUCUGGAAAAGACGCACAAACAAGACAAAAACUAAGCGAGCUAGAGGACAUAUCACUUGAUCCCCAGUUAUGUGAACAGUACCGAAAUACUUUACUAGAACAGAUAGAUGGUGUUACUGAUUUAAAGGAGGUUGUGUUGAAAUUUCAAGACUCUUGUAGCACACAUUUAAAAAAACAGGAUGGACAACUGGUAAACAUAGACGGUAAAUAUGUGUUCAAUAGAAAUUUCACGUCAAAGAGAUGCGCAAAGUUUGAAAUAAAAACAGUAAAGUAUGCGGAUUAUAAAGUUUUCAUGUCUCAGUUAGAAACAAGUUGGAUACGAAUAAGUGAAUGCAAAGAAAAGAACACACAAUUCAAAUUCAAAAGAUCUACAAAAUCAGAUAAAGACAAACAGUUCUUUCACAUUGAAUCAGUUGAUCGUCCACGUCAUUAUGUGACCAUGGGAUUUCUUGAUAUUUGGGUGAGAGCAAAGUUUUACGAUGAUGUUUCAUCCGAAGACGACGCGACUUGGGAUAUCAGAUGUCUGAAGACAGUUGACCAGAAAGGAAAUAGUUUGCCGAAAUAUCUGUUAGUUCCAAAGAGCUCACAAUCUUUUUUAUGUGUUGAUCGUACAAACAGGCUUAGAGGAUGCAGUGAUCAUCUUGAUGUAUCAAAAAUGUUCAUUUUCAGUAAAGUAAAUUGA